AUGCACGCAGAUAGCAGAGUAUCUGAUGGAAAAUUACUCCUUUAUGUGCUGGUGGGAGCAAUGCCGGUGGAGUCACCUGGGUUCCAUAGUGCUGGCUGGUUCACUGGGCAGGACCUGGAGCAUGGGACUUAUCAAUGCCCAGAUGGCCCACAGCUUGAUGGCCCAUCCCCAAUAAUUUUGACAGCUUCCUGUGGGGCUCUGCACGCAUUGUUCCAGCAGAACCCGUACCCAGGCAUCACCACCAAAGAACGACUGGCCCGAGAGCUAGACAUUCCAGAAUCCAGGAUCCAGGUGUGGUUCCAAAACCAGUGCAUGAGAAAGCUAAAGCAGAGCUGA
This is a messenger RNA of Odobenus rosmarus divergens (Pacific walrus), 336 nucleotides long. Its product is annotated as double homeobox protein A-like. The coding region runs from base 1 to 336 and encodes 111 amino acids. The record is from RefSeq and is a predicted model, not a curated record. Lineage: Eukaryota; Metazoa; Chordata; Mammalia; Carnivora; Odobenidae. The transcript is spliced from 3 exons.